This is a messenger RNA of Terrapene triunguis (Three-toed box turtle), 1143 nucleotides long. RefSeq names its product FosB proto-oncogene, AP-1 transcription factor subunit (gene FOSB). The transcript is spliced from 3 exons. The record is from RefSeq and is a predicted model, not a curated record. Gene Ontology annotation, molecular function: RNA polymerase II cis-regulatory region sequence-specific DNA binding; DNA-binding transcription factor activity, RNA polymerase II-specific. The coding region runs from base 19 to 894 and encodes 291 amino acids. Lineage: Eukaryota; Metazoa; Chordata; Testudines; Emydidae. Gene Ontology annotation, biological process: regulation of transcription by RNA polymerase II. Gene Ontology annotation, cellular component: nucleus.
UGCAGUGGCCUCGGGGAGAUGCCCGGCUCCUUCGUGCCCACAGUCACUGCCAUAACGACUAGCCAGGACCUGCAGUGGUUGGUACAGCCCACUCUGAUCUCUUCCAUGGCCCAGUCGCAGCCUCAGGGCCAACAGAUGUCUCACCAGCAGCCACCACCUGCAGUGGACCCCUAUGACCUGCCCGGGACCAGCUAUUCCACCCCGGGGAUGGGCGCCUACAGCGCUGGCCCCUCGACAGCCGGAGCCGCCGCCCCAUCGCCCAGCUCUGCUCGGGCUCGGCCCCGGAGGACACGGGAGGAAACGCUGACGCCGGAGGAGGAGGAGAAGCGACGCGUCCGCAGGGAGAGGAACAAGCUGGCAGCGGCCAAGUGCCGGAACCGGCGCCGGGAGCUGACGGACCGACUCCAGGCGGAGACCGACCAGCUGGAGGAAGAGAAGGCAGGGCUGGAGUCCGAGAUCGCGGAGCUGCAGAAGGAGAAAGAGCGCCUGGAAUUUGUCCUCGUGGCGCACAAACCCGGCUGCAAAAUCCCUUACGAGGACAUGCCCGAGCUGGGCGGCCAGCCCGGCCCGUCGACGGAGGUGAGCUCUCUGGGGAUGCCCGUCAAGGACGACCCGUUCGGGCCAGCCGCCUACCCGUCUGUGCCCCUCCACUACCAGCAGAGCCUCGGCGUGCCGGCGCCAGGCGCGGCGGGCCCAGCGGAGGUAGCGUUUUCUAGUUCUUACUUUACACAUGGUGAGCUGCUGAGCGCCCCGUACCCUGUUAACCCUUCAUAUACAUCUUCGUUUGUGUUCACCUACCCAGAGGGAUCUACCUGCGGAGCCACACACCAGCGGAACAGCAGCAGCGACCACUCCUCGGACUCCUUGAAUUCUCCCUCGCUACUGGCUUUGUGAAACACAAACCAAACAAAGCCAAUCAAACCCGCCCAUGCAAACGGGGGGGGGUGUGUGUGUGCGCGCGGGGGACACGCUGCAAACGGACAGCCCGCAGCCUGCAGCCGUCUGUGCCAUUAGUUAACUGAGGGGACCCCUCCCCACCCCCUCCCUUGCUGACGCUGUCGGGGACUUGGUUUUAAUCUGGCUGGAGGAGCAGGAAGCUUCGGCACCGCCGCUUUGAGCCGGGAUGGAUUGUGGAGCUCGGCC